UGAUCGACGGGCUGUCCGCUGUCAACAGCCAUCACCUGAUUGGGAUUGGGAGUAAAUUGCUGGAUAAUAUUUAGUAAUUGCUGAAUUAAAUAAAAUAACAACCGAAAAUGUCUUCAAAGGAUAGAUUACCAAUAUUCCCUUCCCGAGGUGCUCAGAUGUUGAUAAAAAAUCGAUUGGCUGGAGCACAAAAGGGUCAUGGACUUCUUAAGAAAAAAGCAGAUGCUUUGCAAGUGAGGUUCCGUAUGAUCCUGAGUAAAAUUAUUGAGACUAAAACUUUGAUGGGUGAAGUCAUGAAGGAAGCUGCAUUUUCAUUGGCUGAGGCAAAAUUCACAACUGGGGACUUUAAUCAGGUAGUUCUCCAGAAUGUUACAAAGGCUCAAAUAAAAAUUCGAUCAAAGAAGGACAAUGUUGCUGGUGUAACCCUUCCAAUCUUUGAGUCAUACCAAGAUGGUUCAGACACUUAUGAGUUAGCGGGUCUGGCUCGCGGUGGGCAGCAAUUGACCAAGCUCAAGAAGAACUUCCAGAGUGCUGUGAAGCUUCUGGUUGAGUUGGCUUCACUGCAGACAUCUUUUGUCACUCUUGAUGAGGUGAUCAAGGUUACCAACAGACGUGUUAAUGCUAUUGAGCAUGUAAUCAUACCACGCCUUGAAGCAACUCUUGCCUACAUUAUCUCCGAGUUGGAUGAAGUUGAGCGUGAGGAAUUCUACCGGCUUAAGAAAAUCCAGGACAAGAAGAAAAUCAUCAAAGAUAAGGCUGAAGCUAAAAAGAAAGCUUUGGCGGCAGCCGGUGUGGAUAUUCGUGGUGAUAUCGUAAAUCUUCUGGAUGAAGGCGACGAGGACUUGCUCUUCUAAAUCCAUUCAUAGCCAUACAGUAGACUGCAAUUUGGUCCAAUGACGUUUGAUCAAAUAUUAGUUCAAAGUUUUCAUAAUGUUCUGUACAUACCCAUGUUAACGCUUAAUCGGUUCUCCCUGUUUGUAUGGCUAAAUGUAUGUAAGCAUUCCAAGGUUUAGAGUUAUUCAGUUUUUAAAUCAGAUAUUUAUAUUACAGAAGAAAACAAGUAAGGCAAUGCGUAUACGUGUAGAUAUGCGUAUACGCGAAAACGCGUGCGUACGCGUAUACGUGUGCAAGUAUGUUUAUGGUAUUGUCCGCGGGAAUGUCCCUUAAGUAAAGAUCGCAUAAGUACACCAACUAGUAUUUUCGUUGUUAUAUUUUAAGUAAGAUCAUGUAAAUAAAAGUUUGUGAAGCGAUAUAUUAUGAAUUAUAAAUAUUAUUGAUUGAAA
Molecule: messenger RNA, 1280 nt
Organism: Pieris brassicae (large cabbage white)
Lineage: Eukaryota; Metazoa; Arthropoda; Insecta; Lepidoptera; Pieridae
Product: V-type proton ATPase subunit D
Exons: 6
Coding region: 108-851 (247 amino acids)
Cellular component (GO): proton-transporting V-type ATPase complex
Molecular function (GO): proton-transporting ATPase activity, rotational mechanism
Source: RefSeq, a predicted model, not a curated record